Molecule: messenger RNA, 3273 nt
Organism: Salvia miltiorrhiza (redroot sage)
Lineage: Eukaryota; Viridiplantae; Streptophyta; Magnoliopsida; Lamiales; Lamiaceae
Exons: 4
Coding region: 581-1888 (435 amino acids)
Source: RefSeq, a predicted model, not a curated record
UUUCAUUGAAUUCUACAAUUGCACACCACCUUUAAAAUCCGCCCCAAAAUACAUCACCUUUAUAUUUUUUCUGUUUUUGCACAUGACCAUAAAAUCCUCAAUCGGAAAAAUGACUUGGCAGUCGGAAAAUGACACGUAAUCACGUCGGAACACCUAGAAAAUGACGUGGCUUCCAACUUAAAAAAACUGUGUCGUUUUGUUAUUUUGUCAAAAUCCUAAAAUGAAAGCCCUCUAAAUCAAAUUACACUCAAAUUACACUCACGCAUAACUCACUCAAAUAACUCUUCAAGCGCGGAAGCUUUGCUCACGACGGCGCGGCAGCCGCAGGGUGUUGAUUUCAGGCGAGCAACAAGGUGUCGAUUUCGUGGGAUUCAGGCGAGCGACGACGAGCAACAGACCACGCGUAGGGUGCCGAUUUCAGGCGAGCAACAAGGUGCCGAUUUCAGGCAAGCAACAGGGUGUCGAUUUCGUGGGAUUCAGGCGAGCGACAGCGAGCAACAGACCACCAUAGGAGUUUCGUUCUUCCCUCUUCUUCAAAGCAACCAUAGCAGAACACGAAAGGGAACACGAAAGCAGCCAUAUGGAAAACAGAGAUUAUUUUGCUCUUUUUAUUCAUCAUGGUGGAUACUUUGCUGAAGUUGAAGGCAUACAUUGUUAUAUGAAGGGUAAUUAUGUGGGUAGAUUUGAUUAUGAAGUUGCUACUUUUGAUUUACAGAAACUUCAUGAAGCUGUUAAGUCAGUAGGAUAUUCAUCUUGGACUAAUUUAUGCUACAGAGCACCUAAGAGUAAUGAUUUUAGGGUGAAUGAAACUGAAAUUGAAUUGAAGAAUAUGUUAAACCCUUUAACUAAGGGGCAUAGAAUAGUUAGUGUAUACGUUGAGGGAGGGGUUGAUGAUAAAACGGGCACAUUACAAACGAACUUAAGUUCUGAUGCUAUACCAUCCGAGGAAGGGGAUGAGCAUAGGGUAGAAGAUGAGGUUUUUGAGAAUGAGGGUGAUGCAAAGGAGGAGGAGGCUGAAAACCACUUAGAAGAAGGUAGAGUGUAUGAGGUAGACGAUGGCUUGGAAGAUUAUGAACUUGCUGAGGGUGAUGAAGAGUAUAUUGAAGCUAGGCAGAGGGUUAGAGAAACUAAAAUGGAGGAACUACAGAGGCUUGUUACAGAGUAUGUACCACCUGAUAUUGAUGAUGUAGAGGAGCAACAAUCUAAGUAUGAAACUUCAGAUGGGGAUGUCAAAUCUGAUGAUACUGAUGAGGAUGAGGAUUUCUGUAGAUCUAAAAUAAAUAGAGUAGUUUAUGACCCGAAGUGUGAUCAUAAAGAACUACAAAUAGUUCUUGGGAUGAGGUUUCAGGAUGGAUGGCAGUGCAGGAGUGCUUUAACUACAUAUUCCAUAGAGAAUGGGAAGUUUAUACAAUUUAGAAGAGUUUCUAAAGAUAAGUGUGAGGCUCGGUGCAUUCCACCAUGUCAAUGGAGAGUGUAUGCUAGUGCAGUUAUAGAAGACCAACCAUUCUGCCUCAAAACAUAUAGGGGGGAUCAUACUUGUCCAAGAGCAAUGAAUAACAAGCUUCUGACUUCUAAGUGGGUAGCAAUGAAAUACUUAAAUGUUUUCAGAGUUAGACCCGAUUUCUCAAUUCCAGAUUUAAGAAGUGAUAUUGUUAGAAGGUGGAAGUAUGACUUGCCGAAAGAUAGGUUAUACAAAGCCAAAGCUAUUGCAAAAGAGCUUGUUCGAGGCACAGUUGAGCAUCAUUAUGGGCAGAUUAGGAGAUACCUCGCUGAAUUGAGAAGGGUUGACAGGGAGGGUCGAUUUGAGUUGUUGUUAGGGGAUAAUGCUGUUUUCAAGGGGUUAUACAUGGGUUUUAGUUAUCUGAUCAAGGGUUUCAAAAGGAGUUGAUGGUUGCUUCUUAAAUACUUAUUUAGGUGGUAUAUUGUUGUGUGCUAUAGGGAAAGAUGGUAAUGAUCAGAUGUUUCCCAUAGCAUGGGCGGUCGUUGAAAUAGAAAAUGAGGAGAAUUGGAGUUGGUUCCUCAAGUGUUUGAUUGAGGAUAUAGGGAUUGGUGAUGGAAAUGGAUAUGCUUUUAUCUCAGAUCAACAAAAGGCUUACAGAAUGCAGUGGCCUCCCUGGCGCCCUAUGCAGAGCACAAGAAUUGUGCACGCCAUGUUUACAUGAAUUGAAAGAAAGAGCAUAAGGGAGCAACACUAAAGAACAUGUUUUGGAGGGCUGUCAGAAGCACAUACUUAGAGGAGUACAAGGCUGCAAUUGAAUAAAUGAAGGGUGAAGAUCAGGCUGCCUAUCAAGAUUUCAUCAACAGAGACACUCACAAGUUUUGUAAGGCUUUCAUUUCCACUACUUGUUGCAGUGAUAUGAUAGAUAAUAACAUAUCAGAAACAUUUAAUGGUUACAUCUUAAAUGCUAGAGGAAAGCAUAUCAUCCAUAUGUGUGAGGAGAUUAGGUGUAGUCUGAUGGUUCGGCAAGUGAAGAAAAUGGACACUAUCUCUAAAGUUAAAGACACCAUAUGUCCUAAUAUUAGGAAGAAAAUAGAGAGAUUGAGGGCAUCUUGUGGCAACUGUGUAGUUCAUCCUGGAUUUAUGGUUAGACCACCUGUCAUACUUAAGAAGGUUGGUAGGCCUAAGAAGAAAAGAGUUAGGGCUGCUACAUAAAAAGAUCAGCAAAAUCCCAAUAAAUUGAGAAAGACAGGGAUGAAAAUGACCUGCAAGAAGCGUGGAGGCGUAGGUCAUAACAAGAGAGGAUGCAAGAAUGACAUAGUGGAGCUUCCCACGAAAGAGAAGGGGAAAGUAGGGAGGUCAGCUAAGCCAAAACAAGCUACAACAAAUACUUUGACAUCGAAGGAAAAGAAUAGAAGGACACCUCAAGAAACAGAGGCAACAACCGCGGCUAGAGAAAGGAAUUUUGCUAGAAGAGGGGUUGGCGUAUUCAUAGCUGAGGGCACAGGAAACAUCUACACUCAUGCUACAUUCCAAAGGAGAGUGUACCAUGUGAAUCGUGCUAUAGGAAGUAGAGAUGCAACAACUACUACUAAUCAAGGGGCAUCUUCCACACAAGAAAGCAUAAAUGCAUCUGAGAAUGCACCUAGGGAUUAAGUACACCUUAGAUCAAUAUUUUCUGAAUUUUUGUUGCUAUAUUAGACCAGAUUUGAGAUUUUGAGUUUUUGGUUAUCAAUACUUUGUUAAGCAAAAUUGAGUUUUGUGAUAUCUUGAUGGAAUUUAUCAAUACUUUGGUUAUUAGAUCAAAUUUGAGUUUUUGAGUGUUUGGUUAUCAA